GCGCAAAACACCAAUUGACUGGGAGAAAUGCCCAUAUGUACCACGAGCUUCAUUAGUGGCUGAUCCUAUUACUGCUUUUGGAUCGCAUCGCCCAGAUAGUGAACGUCGAAAAUGCUCAAUACUUGACCCGAUAAACCGCGAAGCCAUCAAGCCAAACUAUCGUAUAUUACAUGAACCCAUUAAGCCUUACGUAUCGGCCAGAGAUAGAAAUAGGGAGAGGAUUUUAAAUCUGGCCCGUCAACAUUUCGAUGCCGUAGAAGCCGGAGGUACCACCACCGCUCGCAUUUCACGCGAUAGCAUUGAUGCAAUCCUGCCACGCAUACACCGAGCCGCCUCCGAGAACUUGAAGCCUGUUCGGAGGGAAAGUUACCGCAACGAGCGAUCAGGUGCUACGGUCACAAAAUACUAUUAUUAAGUUAAUAAAGCACUUUAAAUAGAAUUGCUCUUACGAGUCUGUAAAUUCAAGAUAACAAAUGAA
Molecule: messenger RNA, 478 nt
Organism: Rhagoletis pomonella (apple maggot)
Lineage: Eukaryota; Metazoa; Arthropoda; Insecta; Diptera; Tephritidae
Source: RefSeq, a predicted model, not a curated record